AUGAGGUUGACAAAAGCAGGAAUCUUUUCAGUUUUUGAUUUUUGGUCGUCAACCGCAACCAUGAGGAACCGCGAUCAGCCCUUUUACCAGAUGAUCAUCCUUGCGAGAAUUGAGCAGUGUCAUGCAGCACCCGACUUACAUUAUGGAGGAGUUUGGAAGUUCCAUUCCGCUCAAUUUCAUGGUCGUCGUCUCCUCCCGGUCGCGACAGACUGUGGUUCAGCGCGCGCUCCCGAUCCGCAUGCAUCGAGGCGAGAUUCUAGCAUCAGUGCUGGAGACAGCAUCUGCAUUGGAAUGGAAGUCGACAGGAAUGCGUCGUGUGUGCUAGCCUGCGACGAGCUGAGUGUAGGUGUGGGUGUAGGUGUGGGUGUAGGUGUGGGUGUAGGUGUGGUCAAUUCGAGACUCGAGGUCGAAUGGAAGUGGACAAACGCGCACGGAUCAGCCGAGCCGGAUGCUGCCGAGCCAACCACAGCGGCCAGGGAUAGAACCACUCUACAGAUCGAGGCUGCACGUCUGACUUGGUCUAUGGCCAGCCUACCUAAUAUUGCCGAACGGUUGAUUACUCAGCCAUAUACCGUGUGGGGGAGAUUGCCUCGGGGAAGUGGAGAAAGGAGUAGCGACUUGGCUUUCACACUUGAUUACUUCCGUACACCUCCCUAUGCAGCACAGCCUCCCAUUCUUGGGAAUCGACGAGAUGGUCGACAUCCAGCCGGGCCACAGAAUAUCUACUCAAGCUCAUCAUCCUGCAAGAGCAACCCAGACCCUCCGGCGCCUUUGUUGCAGAGGAAUAUAUGGUCUUGUCUCACCGAAAGACUCCAAUCUUCCCCGAAACUUAGCUCUCACUCAAAAAAGCUGGACGAGCUCGGCACCAUUAUUGUAUGCUAUGGAGGGCGUCGAAGAGGAUACAUGGAGCUUGAUCAGAAGUUCCAAGGCUUGACGACCCUUCUCGAACCAUGCAUCAAGAGACUUGCUAUCACUCGAUCAAGGAGACUACACAACGGCCAAGAGACCUUAGCUUCUGCCAUCAAAGCUGCACAGUCGAGCACAUCGCACUAUCAAAAGCAGCAGCAUCAUCAGAAUCAAGGCUGCAACCAUAGCGCUGCACCGGAUGCAUGCGUUGUGCUUGGACUGCUCGUCUUCAUCGAGCGGAGUAGUGUCAUGGUGUACGGGCGAUUGCUACCUCGCCACGGACGAAGUGGGCGAGACCGUCGAGCAACAGGCUCGACCAUCAUCAUAGCUACUACCCUGGCGGCUGUUGAUGAGGUCUCUCUGCUCGCUGUUAUCAUCCCAAAUCUUCAUCUCUUUUUCGUCCAUUGCCUGAUCAUUGAUGACAUCCGCCUUCUCAGCGCCGAAAGCCAAUGUUUGUUGUGUCCCGCACGCUGCUUUCGAGCCAGACAUCCUCUUUCUCCGCAUUUUGCUUCUAUGAGCAUGAAAGGUGGUGCCAUGCUGGGGAGUAUCUGCCGAUUGAGCGAGGCUCUCUGGCAAUUGGCUUACGGUGGGCUGAGACACGAUGGGAGCACGAUCGCCACCUUCUCGGAUUGCGGGUUUCGGUGGCAUCGUUCAGGUGGCUGUAUCGACCCUCCGCCAGCAGUUACGCUGCGUUCGAUAAGUCGGGCAAGGCAAGCCAGCUUCCGCUUCAUUGAACCCAUGAAGUCAAGCUCACGACUAGCUGGUCAGCGAUGGCUCCUGGUGGUUCACGGCGCUACAAGAGCACAAUCGCCCCAUGUUCCUAUUCCAUACCAAACCUUGACGAUCAAGCUGUAUCUGUGCGAGAGAAGGGACUUGUACUCUGUUGGAAUCCACGGCCAUUUGUUCCUUCAAGGUACAAUUCCCACACAACCACCACCUGCGCGAAUCGUAAGAAUUGGUGAGGCUCUUCCGAUGGCUGUGUUGCUAGGCGGUAUGGACCGGGUCGGGCAAGACAAGUCGGCUUUUGUCUUCUUGAACAACGCCAAGCUCACGGCCAGCUCACAAUUAACCACUGUGCGGAUCGCCAAAAUCGAUGAGGCUCUUCCGAUGGCUGGUGUUGGUAGGCCGUAUGGACGGGGUCGGGAAAGACAACUCACGGCUAGCUCACAACUAAGCACUGUGCGGAGUGCCAAAAUCGAUGAGGCUCUUCCGAUGGCUAUGGCCAUCUUCCGCCAGCAUGUUGUAAUCGAUGAGUCCGGCAAGACUCGAAGCCCGCUUUCAUCAGCUCUUGCCUCCGAGUCGCUUUCAAAGGACAACCAGCACGAAGGAUUGAAAAGCUACAAAAAGCGACACAGCCACCAACAACGCUCUGGUGUGUUGAUGGUGUUCAUGCUUGAGGCUCGAACAUCGAAACCUCCCGAGGACAAAAGAGCUGCGACAGGAACACACUCUUCCACCUCUUCCAAAGGGACAGAAGAAUGGCAAAAAAGAAUGGAGCUGAUGCUCGGAGCUGAUGCUCAAAUGCCAAUAACCACUGCCACUGCCAACCGCCUGAGCCAAAGGACCAUAGCGGCCAUGAGAGCUUCUGCUCUUCUGAUUGAUGAAAGGGCCGGCUUUUUUGCGCUUAUGAACCUCAAACGCCUUGGGGUCCAAGCGCUGGAGUACUUUGGAUUCACCUUUGCUUUCCUCGACCUCGACACACGGUCUUCGAAUGGCUUUCGCUCGAGGUACUACUACAACGAAAAAGAUGAACAAUCUGCUUCUUUACUCGCAGGGCGCACUGCCAGAUAUCGCGUGGCUGAUCGGCCUUGGGAACGGGCACUACGACGGCAAUGCUGUACUUGGGAAAGCGGUCCCUCUGUCGCUACAUUGCAUAGCAUUUGGACCCCCCCGACAUCACAGCAGCAGCAUGCUGACAGCACAGAUGGCUUGAUCUUGGCCUAUCCGAUUCGUACCGACCGAGCGAUGAGCAACCGAUACUCUCAGCCGCCGACGCCUCAGCAUACCGUACGCCAUGAGGACAUUCGACCCGCGUCGCAAACAUGCCGACGGCGAGCAACAACGGCAGCGCCUGGCACGACCGAUUGUGAGACAUGGAAAACUAGCCAACAACAUAGGGAUCGCAAUAGCAUCUCCAAGACAGCCUGGCACGCACCGAUCGAGCGACGAGCAAUCGACUCCUGCAGUCGCCGAAAGCACACCAUCCCAUACAGCAGGAGAAUGAGAUACCUAGCCGCUCGUAGCACCACGCCAGAGCGCGUCAGCAGCGGCAAGUCGAACCAUCUUCAGCGACCAAACGCGUACAUCGUUUUCAUGGUCUGGCGCACGCCUGACAAGCGACUUAAGACUGAACGAACCACAUCCCGUGAGAAUGAUCGCCUCUUUGUACGUGCAAGUCUUUGGGAGCUCUCGUCAAAGCAGAUCGACAGCGAGCGCCAGAAAAAUACUGGCUUUGGGACCAUCCUCCGCUGGUGCUUCUGUCACGCCUUGAAGACCUCCGAUUACCGAAUUCAAUGCUCAAAGCCGCGGAGAGCGAGCUGCUACGACUCGGUCGACCAGCGAGAAUGGCUGUAUCGCCACAAUAGCGACGAGGAUACACUCGACGGCCUGGAAGAGCUCGCGAAGGUGGAAAUGAUGCUGAAGAUCCGGGGUGUGUCAGAUCUCUACAAAGCCGACAGUGUAGGACAAAGAGCACACUUGACAACGCUCAUUGAAGGCCCUCCAGACAUGAAUGCUUUGGCAAGGAUAAUGCAUUCCGACGCCUCUUUUGGCAAUGAGCCAUCACCCAGCAAGUUGCAACAUCAAGGCAGAAUGGCAGAUGUCUUCGCAGCUCCAUCCAUGAAAAUCCAAGCGGAGGAGGACAACCGAGCGGCGUUCUCGAGAUCAGAUCCUGCGAACGCGUGCGUCUCGAAAUAUCCAUCCAUACCAUUGGUAGCCUCCACCAGUGACUGUCACGGCCUCAUUGCCAACAGCACCACAGCAUAUGCCAUGAAAAGCCAACUGGAAAAAGGGAGAGAGCGGCGAACUGAAGUCAAAAGACAAUGGCUGAAGAGCAUGAUGCAGGUUAAGGAUAGUAGGCUGGGCUUGCUUGCACACCUUGUGGACCGCAGCCUUGGAUCGCGAAAGGCCCAACAGCUCAGUCGACGCCGUGGAAAAUUCUGCAUGAUCGAUGCCACAUAUCGCUCACAAGAAAGAGGAGUGCAAUACGAUUCCAAGACUGGGCUUGGCUGCGGCACCAAGACGUACAACUGGAAGUUCAAGUACUGA
Molecule: messenger RNA, 4173 nt
Organism: Pseudocercospora fijiensis CIRAD86
Lineage: Eukaryota; Fungi; Ascomycota; Dothideomycetes; Mycosphaerellales; Mycosphaerellaceae
Exons: 43
Coding region: 1-4173 (1390 amino acids)
Source: RefSeq, a predicted model, not a curated record